This is a messenger RNA of Penicillium verrucosum, 1590 nucleotides long. RefSeq names its product protoheme IX farnesyltransferase (gene cox10). Gene Ontology annotation, molecular function: protoheme IX farnesyltransferase activity. Gene Ontology annotation, biological process: heme biosynthetic process. NCBI's taxonomy places the organism in Eukaryota, Fungi, Ascomycota, Eurotiomycetes, Eurotiales, Aspergillaceae. The transcript has a single exon. Gene Ontology annotation, cellular component: mitochondrial membrane; mitochondrion. The record is from RefSeq and is a predicted model, not a curated record. Bases 1 to 1590 code for a protein of 529 amino acids.
AUGAUCCCUCUGCGGCCAUCCAUUCUACGGAGGCCUCGAGAGGCGCUUGUGUGCUCACAAUGUCUCUUUGGGCCUCGUAAUGUGCGCCCCGAGGGCAUUCGGGGGUUCCUAUCAUCCUCGAAACGGCGGACCGGGACUGCGGAUGACCAGUCCCCUUCAGUAUUCCACAAAUCAUAUUUCUCAGCCAAUCGAUUCUACGACGGGUCAAAUAACAAAGUUGGCUUGCUGUCUUCACUUACGUCCUCCAAUGCGAAAAGCAAAUCAACCGUUUCGUCAUCUCCCAGCGUCAGUCAGUCGUCUGCAACAGCAUCAUCCGCCGCGAUUGCGACAGAAGCAACACCAGAGGAACUACCACAUCGGCGGCGAAAGCGCUUGAAGGAGGAAAGCAAUUCAACCGGAAAACCAGAACCCAGCCUCCCGCUGGAUGCCUCGGCGCAAUUGUCGAACUUCUCAUCCACACUCCCCACUACCUCCCUCCGCCGCAAGUUGGCUGCAUAUUUCGCCCUGACAAAACCGCGACUGUCCUUCUUGGUCGUACUCACCACCACCACUGCAUACGGGAUGUACCCAAUUUCGUCCCUGCUCACCCUCGACCCGGCUAUGACCCCACUCCCCACACUUUCAACCUCGACCCUGACCUUUAUAUACCUGACGGUGGGCACUUUCCUGUCUUGUUGCAGCGCCAAUACACUGAACAUGAUGUUCGAACCAAAAUACGACGCACUCAUGUCCCGGACGCGUAAUCGUCCUAUUGUGCGCGGACUUGUUUCGCGCCGGGGAGCUCUGCUCUUCGCGAUUGGUACCGCCGUCACGGGCCUGUCGCUCCUUUAUAUCGGGACCAACCCGACAACUACCGCUCUAUCCGCUUCCAAUAUUUUCCUAUAUGCUUUUGUAUACACACCAUUGAAGCGAAUCCACGUAAUCAAUACCUGGGUUGGCGCGGUGGUGGGUGGUAUUCCACCGCUCAUGGGAUGGAUCGCCGCAGCAGGCCAAACGGCGACAAUUGGUCAUGACACAUGGCGCGACAUGCUCUUCAGCGAAGAGAGCAUUGGAGGAUGGCUGCUAGGUGCAAUCUUGUUCGCCUGGCAAUUCCCCCACUUCAACGCCCUAUCCCAUCUGAUCCGCGAUGAGUACAAAGCAGCCGGCUACAGGAUGCUGUGCUGGGUAAACCCAGCUCGCAAUGCUCGGGUCGCUCUGCGGUACUCUAUUCUAAUGUUCCCCAUCUCCAUUGGUCUCUGGUGGGUCAAUGUCGUCGGACAUGGUUUCCUUGUCGGUAGCACUUUCGCCAAUGGCUGGCUAGUCCGCGAGGCAUACCGCUUCUAUCAACACCAGGGUGCGAGCGGCACGGCACGUGGCCUCUUCUGGGCCAGUAUCUGGCAACUGCCUAUUCUCCUGGUCGGCGGCCUAGUGACUAAGAAGGGUCUCUGGGAUGGCGUUUGGAAGAAUAUAUUCGGGCAAGCCGAUGAAGAGGAUGACGAGUAUUUGUACUACGAGGACGAAGAACAGUUGGAAGGUGAGAAGGCUAAGCUCCAAGAUGGUACAUCAUCCCGUGCGCCAUCAACCCGGACAAGCGCUUUGUCCACUGCAUGA